AUGAAUUGCUAUUCAUGCAAGCGUUGCCACAAGGUCCUGGAUACCACUGAGGGUCUCUUGGCACACGCAGAAAAUGUGCAUCAUGUAAGCCAAUCCGCUUUCUUCUGCUGUGCCUGUCGACUUGCAGGAUUCUCUUCUCAAGCGGCUCUCCUAAGGCACCAAACAAUUCACUGUCCAGGACCUCAGUGGGAUAAUCACAAGUCAACUGGUUCUGGUCUUCUUAAAAAGCCUUUGGAUUGUGUUUCCAAAUGUGGACGCCAGCGGCGCCUCUCUACACAAUCUGGCAAAUCGUCGAGGAAAAAGUCUACAAGCUUGCUACAGUCGUCUCUUGUCAAUGACAAGAUCCCGAGGAGGUCCCUAACCUCUCUACGGCUUCCCGAAGAGCGCUGCACCCGGUCCGGUGGUCGCCGCCGAUCACUCUUAGUGUCGAUUCACCCUAACGUGUCUGAUGCUUGUAAGAAGAAAACCAACCCCAAAGCUCGGUGCGGGAAACCAAAUACUCAAGCAUCAAAACAAUCGCAUCGUGUCAGUGAAGGGCAAACAAUCCCUAACAACCCUGCAGCAUCAGAUACUUCAUCUCCCCUUGAAACCCCUCCGGUUAGUGUCCGAAAGUCUACAAGAAUGCGAACGAUGUCUUCCUCCGAGGAGCGGCGUACCAAACCAAAGUUAUCUCUCAGUAUUUCAAAUAGGCUUAGAGUUUCCGGAGACGAAACUCGGUUCACAUCGCUAAAGUUGGAACCAAGGAAAAAUUUGCGAUUUUCAGCUGCAAAGACCCUUCAAUGUGCAACGUCUUCUGGAACUCUUUCCACUAAAGCUGACGAUGAACUGACGUUAGAGGGGUCAUCGCCUUCUCUCGGAUCUUGUUUUAAGCCAGCGUUGCAAAAAGCCCCAAGACCCACUAAAACUAUGAAGGCAGCUAUUAACUUACCUACGACCGAAGUGAUUAAACGCUCCGCUCGGAAAUGUAAGGUGAGCAAACUUCCCAAAGGUACUAAUAAUCGUGUCGUCCAAGUUGAAUACGUCCAGAGCGAUGUGGAAAAAAAACGAGGAUCAAUGAAUUCAGGUGUGAAAACUGGAGGCUUACAAUGUGUCAUUGAGGACACUUUCAAGCCUGACCAGCUGAUGGAUUUGGGGUCCUAUAUCGUGAGCACCCCCGAAGCAUCGUCCCUCCAGAGAAGCAGCAAAAAUUCAUCCUCACCAUUUCUAUCAAAAGUGGCGCUAAAGGCUACAUCUAAAAACAUCGUACUUCCACUAAAUUAUUCUGAUGAGAAGGCUGUAAAAGUGGAAGAGGGUGCUAGGCCUUCAGCAUCGAAUGCAUCUUCUCCACUGGAAACACCUGAAAAGCCAAUCGAAGUUUGCGGCACGGAGCCUCAAUCAACUAGUCUUUCAAUGCAGUCAUCGGCUACGAGUGAGAUUAUUCCGGACUGUGGUACAAUCACUCGACGUAUUUGUCUGCAGUCCAUCCCGUCGAGUGUCUCCGCUGUGGUGCACCAAACGGCUGUGCCACCCUUGGAAACAUCCAAUGGGGCGACUUCAAACAAGCAAAACAGCGACUCGAGUGUUUCAUCACCGUUGGAAACUCCCAUGAAGCCGACAGUAGAGAAUCACGUGCAAUCUGCCGUUUCUUCACCUCUAGAAACUCCCACCAAACUCACUGAGCUCAAAGGAGGCCUUAUGAGUCGAUUGCUUGUUGUCGGCGAGUAUCCAUCGCGCGCAUCACCACACACGUUUCCAAUUGGGAGGGAGACUAAACUUGUUUUAGAUGCUCCGUCGCCGUGCAAUGAUAAAUUUUCGUCCUCUGAAAUUGUCAAAAAUCUGCCCAGUAAAUCCCCACCGGUUUCUCCUUCUUCUUCGCCACUUGAAACAUCGGGGAAACGUCUGGAGAAGCAGCUUAAAGUGACAAAAACGUCGACUCCAAGUUGUGGGAAGGCUGUUCAACUACCGGAUGCUUCCUCCAACGGACCGCCAACCGGAACUGACGAAAGGUUUGUGUCAGGGAAAGUUGCAAAUCACCCACAUAAUUUACUUCGGGGCUGUUUAUCAUCAUGCAAAACAGAAUUAAAACCAAACAUUCCAACCGAAAACAUAUCCGAUGCCUUGAUUGAUGAGAGGCGAUUUAGGCGAAAAAGGCGGGGGGAAUCCCCGAGUUCGGAUAUGUCUCUCAAAUCUGAGAACUGCCGAUUAGCCGGCCCCUCGGUUGCAACUGCUCAAGAAGGCCCUCAAAUCAAAGCCACAGCCAAAAGGCAGAAGUUUUUCAAAACGGAACACUGUUCCGACUCAUCUAUCGAUGGCGAUCCUUCUCAAGUCGCAUUGUCUCGUGAAUCCAUUAACCACAGUAGCUCCUAUGGUUCUGCUAGUAACACAUCAAACUCCAAAGACAAUUCCAAAAUUUCACCAAACGAGGUCAAGACCAAUGUUCAACGGAUCUCAACACUGGCGUCUGAAAAGACCUCAACCUCCACCCCUCCAUCAGGGCGGGUAGCACUCGUAGACUGGGACUCCUUCAUUGCCGGCAACCCGCGUAAAUAUAAGAGAAGUUUAUCGCUCCAAUCAGACAAAAUUGAAUCGGCGAACCGCCAACUUCCUACUGUGAAUUUGAGUCCUACGAAAAAGCACAUCAACAACUCCCCUCACGUGGCGAAACGACGAAAUGUAGUCGCUGUUGGUGAAGAAACUACAAAUGUGAAUACCACCCUUCCUUCAAACGAGGCUCAAAGUACUCCUUCGAGAAAAGCGCAAUGCAAUCUCUCCAGUCAGCAUCGUCUCCGUCGAUCCUCUCUCUCUGAAGGCACUGCUGCAAAGCCACCAGGUUCUGCCGCUUCGAGUUGUGGUGAGGCAUGUUCUGCCGCCUCAAGUCGCACCAUGUCUCUUGCAAGUGCGCUUUCGACAAGCGAAGAAAUGGCUAAACCUAGAGUCACGGAGCAAGAAUUGUUUGGUUCUCCAAGCGUGGAGAGCAUGUGUGAAAACAAGGAAGGUGUUAACUCAGAUAACGAAGAUAUUGCAAGUCAUGGAGAGGGCAGUAUUAAAUCUCCUCCAUCCGUAUCUACUUCGGUCACAACCCUCCCCUGUGUCGAUGAUGCCGCAGCUACGCCAUUAUCACCUGUCGUUACCAGUGACUCAGAAUCAUGUCGUACUUCGCGAAAACGCAUCCAUCGUCGCAAAACUCGACAUUCUCCCAGAUUUGUUUCCACCCGCUCUACAGCAGGCACACAAGGUUGUUCUGCGAAGCCCACCACCCACCACUGUCCAACAUGUCACCAGGGUGGUUUCGCCAGUUUUGCCGAACUUAAGCUCCAUCGGGCAGCAUCCUGCAAACGGCCGCGUCAGCCUCCAAAGACGCGACUCCUGUCCAAACGCAGGGUAGUAUGGCGUUGUCCUGGUUGUCCUUCAACCCAGAGCUCUUUUAAUUCCGCUAAAGCCCUCCUGGCACACCUCCCGACCUGCCACAGGAAGCAGGGAGGGAGUGCAACAAAGGGACAUUCGUCUUCGUGGCCAGCCCCCGUCUCUGGCUUCGGGGCAGGCUUUGGUUGUUCAACCUGCGGCAUAACCGUCGCCUCAGAGUCGCGACUCGACAAACACAGGAAAGAAAGGCAUAACAAGUCUUAG
This is a messenger RNA of Mesocestoides corti, 3606 nucleotides long. Lineage: Eukaryota; Metazoa; Platyhelminthes; Cestoda; Cyclophyllidea; Mesocestoididae. The record is from the annotation of a GenBank genome assembly.